Galleria mellonella (greater wax moth) is the source of this 1155-nucleotide messenger RNA. RefSeq lists its product as uncharacterized. The record is from RefSeq and is a predicted model, not a curated record. NCBI's taxonomy places the organism in Eukaryota, Metazoa, Arthropoda, Insecta, Lepidoptera, Pyralidae. The transcript is spliced from 2 exons. The coding region runs from base 1 to 843 and encodes 280 amino acids.
AUGCUUUCAAUCAAUACCGAUGAGUGCCGGAAUAGACUUGUGUCUGAAAUCGAAACUUCACUCCAUCAAGUUUCGAUCUGGGGUGAACAAAAUCUUGUCCAAUUUAACCCCAAAAAGACACAAGUCUGCGCGUUUACCGCAAAAAAGACGCCGUUUGUCGUAUCUCCUCACUUUCAGGGCACUUCCCUUGAUAAAAAGUCAAGUCUAGGAAUUCUGGGCGUUGAUAUAUCUUGCGACGUCCAGUUUUGCGGUCAUCUGGAGGAGAAGGCUAAGAUAGCUUCCAAAAAGUUAGGAGUGCUCAAUAGGGUGAGACGAUAUUUCAUGCCAGAACACCGCCUGAAAUUAUAUAAAGCCCAAGUCAGGCCGCAUAUGGAAUACUGUUCUCACCUGUGGGCAGGAGCGCCACAGUACCAACUCCUUCCGUUAGACCGCAUUCAAAGUCGGGCGGCUCGAAUUAUCGAUAGUCAACGCCUUACUGUCCGACUUGACCCAUUGAAACUGCGCAGAGAUGUUGCGUCUCUGUGCAUCUUCUACCGAAUUUAUCAUGGGGAGUGUUCUGAGGAAUUGUUCGGAUUGAUACCUGCUGCUGAUUUUCACCACCGUACAACCCGCCACAAACUAAAGUUUCAUCCCAAUCAUCUGGACGAGUGGCGGUCUUCCACCGUGCGUUUUUCAAGGCACUUUCUUCCACGCACAACCAUUCUUUGGAAUCAACUUCCAGCAGCAGUAUUUCCGAACCGAUACGACAACAUAACCUUCAAGAAAAGAGUAUAUUCCUUUUUAAAAGGCCGGCAGCACACCUGCAAUGCCGCUGGUGUUGUGGGUGAUCAUGGGCGGCGGUAGUCACUUACCAUCAGGUGAGCCGCAUGCUCGUUUGCCCCCUGUGUUGUAAAAAAAAAAAAAAAAAAAAAAUUUCGUGUUGCCGUUCAUAUCUAAAUCGGCUCAAUAAAUGGAACUUAACAUUUCGUUCAUAAAAAAUCGUACUUUAAAAGCCCAAACGUUAUUUUAACAUUAGUAAUGAGGAGGUCCUACUUAGGGUUAAGAAAGAGAGACAAAUUAUAAGAAAUGUUGACGUCAGAAGGGAAAAAAUGUUAUAACACUUGAUACGGCACGACGAACUUAUGAACAUUAUAAUAGAAGACAAGAUAGAAGAAA